Molecule: messenger RNA, 1215 nt
Organism: Vicia faba (fava bean)
Lineage: Eukaryota; Viridiplantae; Streptophyta; Magnoliopsida; Fabales; Fabaceae
Source: the annotation of a GenBank genome assembly
AUGGAAGGUAAACUGUCGCGUACAGCAAAGAAGCUUACAUCCUCUCCCAUUCAAGAACUCUCCCACCUUGCUCAGAGAUGCAACGCUAUCAACCUCGCCGAAGGCUUCCCGGACUUCCCUGCUCCUCUCCACAUCAAAAAUGCCGCCGUUUCCGCCAUCAAUUCCGACCUCAAUCAGUACAGGCACGUGCAAGGUAUAUGUGAACACUUGGCCAAGACCGUGAAGGAAAUGCAUGGCUUAGACAUCGACCCUCUUACGGAUGUAGCUAUUUCUUGUGGUCAAACUGAGGCAUUUGCAGCUUCAAUCUUCGCAACGAUUGACCCGGGGGACGAAGUCAUACUUUUUGACCCUUCUUAUGAAACAUAUCAAGGAUGUGUGACCAUGGCCGGUGGUGUCCCUAUACAUGUACCGCUUGACCCGCCUCAGUGGACUUUGGAUCCAAACAAAUUGCUGACAUCAAUUACUGAGAGAACUAAAGCCAUUGUGGUGAAUAGUCCUCACAAUCCAACUGGCAAGGUUUUCACAAAAGAUGAACUUGGGACUAUUGCUGAAGCAUGCUGCAGCCGAAACUUCCUAGCUAUAACAGAUGAAGUGUAUGAGCAUAUAACUUAUGAUAACCAAAAACAUAUAUCCCUUGCCUCAUUUCCAGGCAUGCAAGAACGGACUAUUAUAACAUCUUCUUUGUCAAAAACAUUUAGCGUCACAGGUUGGAGGGUCGGAUGGGCAAUUGCACCAGCCUGUAUUGCGUCUGCUAUCAGAAACAUUCACGUAAUAGUUACAGAUUCUGCUCCAGCUCCCUUUCAGGAAGCUGCUUUGACUGCUUUGAGUAGCCCCCCUGAAUACUUUGAAUCACUGAGAAGAGAUUAUCAAUCAAAAAGAGAUUAUAUCGUCAAGUUGCUGGCGGGAGUUGGUUUUAAAAUACAGUUUAUACCUCAAGGCUCCUUCUUCUUAUUCGCAGAGAUUCCUGAGAAUUGUUCCCUUUCAGAUGUAGAAUUUGUUAAAAAGUUAAUACUAGAAGCCGGGGUGGUGGCUGUUCCAGGACAAGGAUUUUUUCAUACCAACAACCUAUCAUCAAAUGAAGCUUCUAAUGCAAAUUGUAAUUACCAAAAGAGAUACAUCAGGUUUGCAUUUUGCAAGAGCGAGGCAACUUUGGCAGCGGUUUCAGAAAGACUAGGAAAGCUUUUGGAUGCUGCAGGGCAUCUUGCACUACAUUGA